Misgurnus anguillicaudatus (oriental weatherfish) is the source of this 3178-nucleotide messenger RNA. The record is from RefSeq and is a predicted model, not a curated record. NCBI's taxonomy places the organism in Eukaryota, Metazoa, Chordata, Actinopteri, Cypriniformes, Cobitidae.
CUGUACUUCCACACACAGUAACAGCUCUGACAGACUCUUGUGUGUUGAUACCCUGCACAUUCAAUAUCAAUACAUUUAAAGAAAAACUAAAGAACACAACACAGAUUUAUGGGAUUUGGUUGAAAAAGACACACGACCUUAAGAAUGACAAGAGUUCAGUAGUGUUUAACAGCAGUCAAAACAUCAUUCAAGGAUUCAGACACAUAGAGAUGAUUGGAAACCUCACUGAGAGAAACUGCAGCACUGUCUUCUAUAACAUUACAAUGAAUCAUUCAGACCCGUAUUACUUCAGAAUAGAAAUGAAGCCAAAUGUGUUUGAAGCAACAUUUAACACCAAUCUAUCUCAUGCAAGUGAUUCAAGCAAGACUGUGAGGAUCAAUGUCACAGAUUCACUACAGCCUCCUGAGCUUUUAUUCAGUCCAGAUGUGUCUAAAUAUGUGAUGGAGGGCACUGCAGUGAAUCUGAACUGCUCUGCUGAAGCUCCCUGCCCCAAACAACCUCCUACAUUAUCCUGGACUAACAUCCCCAAAUCUGCCAACAUUAUAACACAGUUACAGGAGAAACCUGAUAAAACUCAUUCAGUGUUUUCCUCAAUGACCUUCAAUGCUUCAUACAUGGAUCACAGGAUGAACAUCUCAUGCACUGUGACAUAUCCAAGAAACAUCUCCAAUAACACAACUGUGAACAGCACAGUAAUGCUGCGAGUUUCAUUUUCUCCAAAAGAGACUCAUGUCAUUAUUAAACCAUCUGCUUCAGUCACUGUGGGUACUAAUGUAACUUUCACCUGCAAAAGCAAAGCAAGUGCAUCAAAUAACAUGACGUACACCUGGUACAAACGUGGACAAAAGACACCUUUAGCACAGGAAAAGAUGAUGAGCUUCAUUGUAACUCAUAAUAAUGCAGGAUGGUAUUUCUGCACAGCACUGAAUAAAUUUGGCAACCAAUCAUCAGAAGAGAUUCAACUGUUAAUCACAGGAUCCUUUAAAGCUGUGAUUUAUGGCUGUAUAGGAGGACUUUUGGCUUUGCUUGUGAUUUCUGCAGUAUUUUAUUGUAUGAGGACAAAGACAUUGAGUCAGACCAACACCAGAAGAAAAGAUCAGACCGCAGAUAAAAAUGAAGACAUGCUGGGUAUCUAUUGUAACACUGCUUUUUUGAUGAAGAGUGAAAUGUCUGAGAAAACUGAUAAUGCUGUCUAUGAAGAGAUUGACUUCUCCACACCACACAUCUUUACCACUAGUAGAGUUCAGAAAUAACAAAAUAACAGGUGAUUGGUUAUAGAUGUAUUUUACACUGAUACAAAAUGUCUCUUUGAGUCCUUUUUAAAGAUUUUAAAUGUUUACUGAUGAUUACCAAGACACAGUAACAAUUUGACAAUUUGACAAUUUUAGUGAGCAAUGACCAACAUCAACACGGAUUCAGAUCAAACAAACUGCAAAUAUUAAAUCCUCCACAUUAAAAAUACACUGUACUUUGUAUAAAAGGUCAGAUGUGUUAUUACAUUUUGCAACACAUUUUUCUAAGGCCAUAUGUAGGCCUACUUUGAAUGCACUGCAUUUCUCUUCUUUUAUCAAUGUGUGAAACCACCAUGCUGGGUCUUCUGAAAAGACUUCAUCAAAUAUCCUUACUAUGACCAUUAAUGGUUUUAAUCUGAUUUACUCAAAUAUAUUAUUCAAUAAGUCAAAAUCAACCUGAAUACUUUAGGUUACACCAGGGAAACUAUUCAGUCAGAUCAAUACAAAACAUUUCAAUACUAUAUGCUUAUUGUUUGAUCUUGGAUAAAUGCUUUGUAUAUAAGUGUCUGAUUAUUGAUAAAAAGUAAAAAAAAAAAUACUGUUGCAUUUUAACAACUACCCAUUUUACUUCUUAAUAAAUUUAAGUUUAUUGGGUGAAUGAGAAUCAUCUAAUUAUGUCUCCUAGUUUUAUGAACUGUAUGUGAAAAUUAAACGCUUCUGAUCUAACUACACUGAACAAUCAUCUUAUUACAGACUUUAUUGUGUAGUUUAACUCAGGUAUCGAAUAAGAAGUAAGAAAGAAAGAUGAAUUGGCUGUUUUACAAAAUCACAACAUAAAGUGGUACAGAAAAGAUUUAAGGGGACAUUUCACAAGACUUUUUAAAGAUGAAAAAUACAUCUUUGGUGUUCCCAAGAGUACAUCUGUGAAGUUUUAGGUCAAAAUACUAUAUAGAUAAUUUAUUAUAGCAUGUUAAAAUUGCCACAUUGUAAGUGUGAGCAAAAUGUGCCAUUUUGGGUGUGUCCUUUAAAAUGCAAAUGAGCUGAUAUCUAAACUAAAUGGCAGUGUCGUGGUUGGCUUGAGCAGAUUAAGGGGUGUUAUUAUCCCCUUCUGACAUCACAGGGGGAGCCAAAUUUUAAUGACCUAAUUUUUCACAUGCUUGUGUGGCAUGUAGAGAUAAGAGGGGUUAAAAGAUAAAAUCAUUAUGGUAUUAAUCUAUUGAUUGGUUAUAGGCCAAUUAAUGACCUGUUAAUGUGAUCUGUUUUCCCCUGUAUUGUAGAGUAAUAGUUACAUGCAGACGCAGUGACGUCACCGCUGUCUUGUUUCUUGGAGUGCUCAUUGCAUUUGUAUGGUACAGUUUUGUUUUUAUUUAAAUUGUUUAUUUUUGUUAAAUGUGUUUAUUAUUUGGGUUACUUUUUGUACUAGUGCCAGUGUUACUGGCGUGAUUGUUUGCUUUCUUUCAUUUCAUUUAUAUCAGUAAUAAUUGGUUUCGUUUUCUUUAUCAUUCUUUAAGUAAUUAGACUCAACUAAGGGUCAGUUUUGUUAUGUGUAUAAGUGUUUGGCAGACAUCAAGCAUAAGCUGUAUUGCCGGCCUAAAUUUUGUGUUAACCAUUUUGUUUGAGUGUGUGCUCGUGUACGUGUGAUUGUGUGGGUGUGUUUAUUCUGUUUUAUAGGAGCUGUAGGGCUGAAGUCUUCCUUUAGGUGGAAGCUGCAGCUCCUCCUUUUUGUUAUUGCCAUCUCUGGACCAUCAGUGUCUUUGUGGUCCCCUUUUAUAUUGAAUGCCUUUUAGAUUUAUCUUGUGUCAUUAAAAGUGUAAUAAUAAACAUUUUCUACUUUCAUAUCAAUACCUUUGUCUCCAUGGUUUAUUUUGCCACAAAGUUGGGAACCUGUGCUUAAUUUAAGUAAAUUCCUUCCCAGGGUGGCGUAGUCAGGCAUUGUUCAACUCUUG